This is a messenger RNA of Meloidogyne enterolobii, 378 nucleotides long. NCBI's taxonomy places the organism in Eukaryota, Metazoa, Nematoda, Chromadorea, Rhabditida, Meloidogynidae. The record is from the annotation of a GenBank genome assembly.
AUGGGGCAAAUAUUCUCUUAUCCAACAACUCCAAUAAACCCAAAUCAACAAAUUUCUUUUCCAACUGAACAAAAUAAAAAUACAAGUCCAUCAAAUAGUGAUUCUGAAAGCAUUAAAGCAGAUAAUAAUUUAAAUAAUCGUGUCCAUCUAACACAUGUUCAUCUACGUAAAGCUAAAUUAAUAUUCUUUUAUCAACGCUAUCCAAACUUUUCUGUUCUUGAAGGGUAUUUCCAAGAUGUUCAAUUUAAUGAACACAAUACUGCACAGCUUCUCAAUUGGUUCUCUAAUUUUAGAGAAUUUUAUUAUAUGAAAAUGGAAAAGUUUGCCAAGCAGGCAAUAUAUGAAGGGAUUAAUGAUCAAGAAGAGGCUUAUUUUUAA